CCAAUCCGUUCAACCACUACGGAAGCGACAAUUGCACAGAGCUGCUGAAUCUACUGAUUGGGUAUACGAAUUGCAACUUCCUGCGUUUAUUGAUAUCAAACACACCCUUCUUCAUCCAUUUCCCACACCCCUUUCGAAAAUCCUCAAGGAUUUUCAUCUCGAGGGGUCGGCGGAUUCGUCUUCGAUUUGUCUCAGAAAUGUUCGAAUCGCCUGUCCAAGAAGGAUGGCGGUAUUGGAUCCGAUGGCAAGUGCCUGUUUGUGGUCUGACAAUCGCCAUUCCCUGUGUUUUCGCUGUGAAAUUUAUCCGAAAAUCAAUGGCUGAGCCUUUGCUUCUCAGUGAUUUGUGGGCUACUCACUGGAGGCACCUUAGCCCUUUAUGGCUUUUACUUUACAGGGCUUUUGCUUUUGUUUGCUGUGUUCAACUGCUGUAUGAGAUUGUGGCCUUACAUGGACCCUUUGUCUUCUUUUUCUACACUCAGUGGACUAUGGCAUUAGUAGCUAUCUAUUUUGCGCUGGGGACCAUUGUAUCUGCAUAUGGAUUUUGGUAUCCUUCAAGGAAAACCCAGUCCAAAAAUGAGGAGGAUGUUAAACUCAUGGAAAAACCUUUGAAAAAUAAUGGAGACAGGGUUAAAGUGGAUACCAUCAAGGUGCAAAACAAAUAUGCUGAACAGGAGUUUCAGGAGAAAGCAGGAUAUUUAGGAACUCUGAUGCAAAUGACAUAUCUGGCAGCAGCAGGUGCUUCUGUAUUAACCGACGUAGUGUUUUGGUGCCUUCUCGUGCCAUUUCUACUUGGUGAAAAUUUCCAAGUCAGCCUGUUGAUUGGUAGCAUACACGCUCUGAAUGCUGUUUUUCUUCUUGGAGACACUGCUCUCAAUAGCCUUUCAUUUCCUUUGGGUGGUUUUGCAUACUUCGUGGCCUUCGGCGGUCUCUACAUCGCCUUCCAAUGGACCGUGCACAUGUGCUGUGUAAAUUGGUGGCCGUAUCCUUUCCUUGAGCUCAGUACACCUUGGGCUCCUCUUUGGUACAUUGGUUUAGCAGUGAUUCACGUCCCCUGUUAUGGGAUAUAUGCACUGAUUGUGAAGACAAAGUACUCACUUCUGCCAAGAUUGUUUCCUCAUGCUUUUGUCAGAUCAUUUUAGGUCUCCUCUCUCUCUAAUAUAUAUAAAGGUUGCAGGUGCUAUAUUUAUAAACCAAUGGAAAUGCAAUAUUUUAAUUAAUAGUAAUUAGAAAAAAACUAGGUCAAUGCUGCUUCAAGUAUGUGGUGUUAUUUAUGUAGUGUAUGUGGGGAACCAAACAGGCUUCAAUAUCAAUGUCGGGAAAUUUAAACUUUUGUCGUU
Cucurbita maxima (winter squash) is the source of this 1337-nucleotide messenger RNA. RefSeq lists its product as uncharacterized. The record is from RefSeq and is a predicted model, not a curated record. Bases 198 to 1139 code for a protein of 313 amino acids. Gene Ontology annotation, cellular component: membrane. The transcript has 8 exons. NCBI's taxonomy places the organism in Eukaryota, Viridiplantae, Streptophyta, Magnoliopsida, Cucurbitales, Cucurbitaceae.